GCUGAUUCGCAGUCAUGUGACCAAACACGGAAGAACCCAUGCAAGGAGUCACGAGUUUGACACACAUUUAUUACAAAGUUUACGUUCUCGUGCGUGUUUUCAUCGGUGGUUUGUGAUAUGCCGGAUCGGCCAUGGUGAUUUGCUUCUUAAUCCACACGGUGUGUCCGGUGAGCGCGCUCUCCGCAGGCGAGAGUCGGAUACUGUACGCGCGCGCGUUCGGACCCGAGACCGGAGACGGUGACUUCACACCGGAGCAGAGGCGACUGAUGCAGAAAGAGAAGCUCCACGUGGUGGCGAGGCAGGUGAGGAGUGCUGUGGCUCUGAGUCGGGAGGCCUCGGGCGGUUUGGGUGUGGAGGCGGUGCUGGGUGAGGAGGCCGCAGCUCUGGGUGAAGCUGACAGCGGAGUGUUUUCCCUGGGCGAUGCAGAGCUCUUCCCAGACCGCGCUGUUGUUCUGUGGCUGGGGGUUCAUUCUCUGGCGUUCACUCUGGUCUGCAGAUCACACGAAAACCUGCUGCUCGCAGAGGGAGCGCUUCGCAACAUCGCCCGUCACUGCCUGGAGGAGCUACGUCUGCUGGGAACCGGUGCUGAGGUGUUGCUGAAAAGUGAUCGCGUGGAUGCAUUGUUGCACAGACUGCUUCCCCACGGUCAGCUCCUCUUCCUCAACCACCGUUUUGCCUCAGCCCUGGAUAAAGAGAUAUCAAGCUACGUGAGCAAAUGAAACAGUGUGUGUUGGUAUAAACAUAUUCAGAGAGUAAUAAAGCCCAACCCACACUAAAAAAAAGCAGCUUUUGGCAUUUUAGUGUGAGGUAUACCAAAAGCUGUUCAAGUAAAGCUCUUUGUGAUGUCUUAGGAAGAAUGACUUUGAAGUAACUUAUUAGCUGUCCAUAAAUAGUCGGUUGAUAACAUUGUUCAUUGAGUUAAUUGAAUUUAUAUAAUUAUUACCGUCUGGCUGGGUCAAAAUAAAUCCAUCGCGGUACAUGUAUAUCUGGCUCUCCUCUAGAGGGCAGUGUUGCAUUUUAUUAAUUGCUGUAUGUUUCGCUUUAGUCAAGUGCGUGGCAAUUUGAAUAAUCCUGUAACACUUUCAUCUAAAAUAAUUCAGUAGUUCACAGCAGCGUGUCUGCCAACAGAUCUGAGAUGGCUGAUUGACAAGGCAGUAUGACGCCUUGAUAUCUAGGCCAACGGAGCAAUCACGCAAUUCCUGAAAAUCCGUUUUUAGCCUCUCAUUCCCCUGAUUUAAUAAUGACGAGUUACCUCUGUCAUCAUGCUGUGCCGGGAACGAAGGGAGGGCGAGGACGUCCACUUAUAGCAAGUGUGAGGCCAGUCAUAACUCACAAGUACCGCGCUUCAAUAUGUUGACUGGUGAGUAUGAGGCUUCUCUGACUUCCUUGUGUCAGAUGCCUUCUAGAGUAGAGAUGGUUGGCGUUCCUCUUGCAUCAAGUAUGACAAGAGCACAUUUUGGCCAAAUGCUCUGUAGCUGUGAAGUGUUGUUUAGACACACUUACACUGAAAGGGCCUAUAGCACAUUACAUGUGAUCACAGUAGCGUUUGAAUUGAGUAGUUAGCGAUGUCUCUGUCUGCACGUCUGUGGAUGUAAAAUGUUCAGCUGACAGCUUUCAAGGGCUCUAUAUUUGUAUUUUCUAAUCACUUUAAAUCCACUUAAAAUGACUGAAAAUUAUAGCUUUUCAUAACCAUGUUUCACCUCUCUCUUAUUUUUAGAAUAUAUUUUUUUGCUGUUAUGCCCUUAAGAUAUCCGCUGCUGUCAUAUGAGAAACCAGCUUUUUUUUUUUGUGAUUGUGCUGUUGCAAAAUGCGCCGCACAAUAUGUUAAGAUUUGGGACCUUUUUAAAAUGAACUGUACCUCUUUGUCCUUAUGUUGAGGUGAUUUUGAAGCAUUUGCAGAGCUGUAGGUGCUACACACAGCCAUUACGAAUGUGGGUGGUCAUAUGUUACAUUUUUGCUCUAAGAAUUGUGGAACAAGCCAUUUUGCAAGGAUUUUUAGGUUAUUGUUAUUAUUAGAAAGUGUAUUUUAAUUCAAGGCGAUAUUGUGAACACAAAUGAAACAUUUACUGUACUGCUUAUUUAUUCUCUAAGAAACGAUAAAUGAAUAUGGCUAUAGUAAUAAUAUCCCAACAGCAGGAAGUGGUAAUAAAUAACAUACACAUGAAUAAUCAUAAUGUACAGUUUUACCUAUAUGUUAAAAUAAAAUGCGUCUUCUUGAUCAGG
Puntigrus tetrazona (Sumatra barb) is the source of this 2223-nucleotide messenger RNA. RefSeq names its product adaptor related protein complex 5 subunit sigma 1 (gene ap5s1). Gene Ontology annotation, biological process: endosomal transport; double-strand break repair via homologous recombination. Bases 132 to 719 code for a protein of 195 amino acids. The transcript is spliced from 3 exons. NCBI's taxonomy places the organism in Eukaryota, Metazoa, Chordata, Actinopteri, Cypriniformes, Cyprinidae. Gene Ontology annotation, cellular component: cytosol; AP-type membrane coat adaptor complex; late endosome. The record is from RefSeq and is a predicted model, not a curated record.